Molecule: messenger RNA, 228 nt
Organism: Aspergillus lentulus
Lineage: Eukaryota; Fungi; Ascomycota; Eurotiomycetes; Eurotiales; Aspergillaceae
Source: RefSeq, a predicted model, not a curated record
AUGUCGGCCGAGCGAGUCAAAGACAAGGAAGGAGAGAAUAUCAAUGAGGGUGACCAUGUCUAUACCCGCUAUCGGGGCGGAUCUCAUGAAGGAAAGGUUGAAAGAAUUGUGAUGGAUCAAGCCGAAGCGGACGAGGAGAACGUCGCGAAUCCUCCCAAGGUCAUCUUCACCGAUCAACAUGGACAUCGGGUUGCGCAUAAUCCCGGCACGUUGGAGAAGACAGGAUGA